This is a messenger RNA of Fusarium sp. VM40, 678 nucleotides long. Lineage: Eukaryota; Fungi; Ascomycota; Sordariomycetes; Hypocreales; Nectriaceae. The record is from the annotation of a GenBank genome assembly.
AUGUCUCGCUCAGACGGCUCCACCUCUGACCAUUUUUAUGUACCUCGGUGGUAUCUCGCAUACCCCCCACGCUCAUACGACGAACACAAUAGCCCACCUGACGGUGCUGAACCCCCAUCGGGAAAUUACGUCCGUUAUGCAUCAAUACCUUAUUUUGAUCUUGCGGAAGACGCUUUUCAGUACUUGCCUCGGUAUUCAAAUGUGGCUUCAAACUAUUACAUGAUGGAGUCUUCCUACGCUACCGGCGAACCUGUCCGGACGGAAAACCGUCCCUUUUUAGACCUUGUCCCGCCUCCCAACACUCCGGUUAGGUCUUCCUUCGAUGAUGAGGAUUACUCUCCUGCACCAUGUAAUUUUGAUUUUGGAGGCACCGAGAAUAGCCAUCUUUUCGACUACACUGAGGAUGAGUACAUGGAGGACAUGGAGGACAUGGAGGACAUGCAGGACAUGGAGGAUGAGGACGACGAGGACAUGGAGGAUGAGGACGAUGAGGAUGAGGAUGAGAGGGAUAUGCCUGAUCCAUUUCGUCCUCUUUUCGAGACCGCCGAGAUCGCCACCCUUUUUGACGAGACUGAUAUCGAUGACGAGGAAGAGCUGGAGUGGGAGAUCUUUGACCCCCAAACUUCCAUUGGCGAUUUACCGUCUGAGUAUGACGAACCGCAUCCGGAAUCUUAUUGA